AUGCCUAUAGGAUAUCCAGGGGCUGAUGUCCAGCAGGUCAAAGUGAAUGGUACAAGACUGGAUCUCAGUAUCUUCAUUGCUCAAGGUUUGUUGGAGACUGAUCCACUGCAUGAACCUGAUGAAGAAACCAUCUCUCAUAUUGACCUCAGUAGUAUAUCUGAAGAAGAAAGAGAAGAGUUGAAGACUGAGCUAGUUAAGCUAGAAGACGAAAUCUCAACUUUACGACAAGUGUUAACAGCCAAAGAGAAGCAUCUGGUGGAAAUAAAACAAAAGCUCGGCAUGAAUCUGAUGAAUGAGAUAAAACAGAAUUUUAGCAAAGGCUGGCAUGAAAUGCAAACUACAACUGCCUACAAGAAAACACAUGAAACUCUGAGCCAUGCAGGGCAGAAGGCAACAGCAGCUUUCACCAAUGUUGGCACAGCCAUCAGCAAGAAGUUUGGAGACAUGAGAUCACAUUCCAUUGGUUACUCUAUCCGCCAUUCCAUAAGUAUGCCUGCUAUGAGGAAUUCUCCUACUUUCAGAUCAUUUGAGGAGAGGGUUGAGACAACUGUCACAAACCUUAAGACGAAAGUAGGAGGCAUCCCCAUCGGAGGGAAUUUUGAAGAAGUGCUCAGUUCCACAGCCCAUGCAAGUGCUCAGAGUGCUGCUGCGGCGCCUCGGGCGCCAAAGAAAGAAGGGGAGCUUCAAGGCUAA
This is a messenger RNA of Gracilinanus agilis (Agile Gracile Mouse Opossum), 693 nucleotides long. RefSeq names its product TPD52 like 1 (gene TPD52L1). Gene Ontology annotation, biological process: positive regulation of MAP kinase activity; positive regulation of apoptotic signaling pathway. The coding region runs from base 1 to 693 and encodes 230 amino acids. Lineage: Eukaryota; Metazoa; Chordata; Mammalia; Didelphimorphia; Didelphidae. Gene Ontology annotation, cellular component: cytoplasm. The transcript is spliced from 8 exons. The record is from RefSeq and is a predicted model, not a curated record.